GCUGAAGUCCCUUCUCCUGCAGCUUCUUCUGUUCCAGCCAUUGUUUCCAACUUCCCUGGGCUUCUUGAGCUGCCUAGAGCUCCUGCUACUCCUUCGUAUGCUGCUACUUUCGAGGCUUUUGAUCUUCUAGGGCCUCUUGAAAUUUCUACUGAAAUUCUUCCACCUACUACCUCAGAGCUUCCCAAGCUGCCUUGA
Ilex paraguariensis (yerba mate) is the source of this 195-nucleotide messenger RNA. NCBI's taxonomy places the organism in Eukaryota, Viridiplantae, Streptophyta, Magnoliopsida, Aquifoliales, Aquifoliaceae. The record is from the annotation of a GenBank genome assembly.